This is a messenger RNA of Notothenia coriiceps (black rockcod), 442 nucleotides long. RefSeq names its product ribosomal protein L37a (gene rpl37a). Lineage: Eukaryota; Metazoa; Chordata; Actinopteri; Perciformes; Nototheniidae. The transcript has 4 exons. Gene Ontology annotation, cellular component: ribosome; cytosolic large ribosomal subunit. Gene Ontology annotation, molecular function: large ribosomal subunit rRNA binding; structural constituent of ribosome. The record is from RefSeq and is a predicted model, not a curated record. Bases 86 to 364 code for a protein of 92 amino acids. Gene Ontology annotation, biological process: translation.
GUCCCACAAUGCAACGUAAACGAGUGGGUAAAUCGCGCUUGCGCCGUGAGCAAUCCCUCUUUGGACCUACGUCUCCACUGAAACGAUGGCCAAGCGUACCAAGAAGGUGGGGAUCGUGGGUAAAUAUGGCACGCGUUAUGGCGCGUCGCUGAGGAAGAUGGUUAAGAAAAUUGAAAUCUCCCAGCACGCAAAAUACACCUGCUCUUUCUGUGGCAAGACCAAGAUGAAGAGGAGGGCCGUUGGCAUCUGGCACUGUGGGUCCUGCAGGAAGACCGUGGCUGGAGGCGCCUGGACAUACAACACAACUUCAGCUGUCACAGUCAAGUCUGCGAUCAGAAGGCUGAAGGAGUUGAAAGACCAGUAAACCUUGGGACUUUUUCUAUUGUUUAACCCACACUGGACAUGGCCACAACAUCAACAAAUAAAUCUGUCUGGAGCGGAA